AUGAAAAGGAGAUUGAAAAGCUAAAAAACAAUCUCUCAAGAAAUAAAGAGAAGCUUACAAGAGCUCUGGAAUACAAAGCAGAUCGAGAAGAACUCAAAGAUCAACUCAGGAAAAGUAAACAAGCAAUUGAGUUACAAAAAGAGGAAACAGAGCAAGCCAGAAAGGACUUAGAUGAGGAAAGACACACCUUGAGAAUGGCACAAGCCAGAGCUCAGGAGAGGGGAAGGAAAAUUCAAGUAUUAAAUUUGGAACUCACGGAAGUCAAGGACACCUUGCAGAUUGCCAGGAAUGUUAUUGAUGAAAAAGAAAACAACAUGAAAAGUUUAAGGGAAAGUUUGGAAACUGAGAAAGAAUUGAGGGUCAAGCUGGAAAAGGAACUAGACAUUAAGUCACAUAUUGAGAAGAAACUGAAAUUUACAGAAGAAGAGAAACACAGAGUUGAAUGUCGGUUGAAAAAUACUGAACUGGAGUUGAAGGAAACUGAGAAAAGUCUGGAACAAUCAAAUAGCAAAAAAAGAGUAAGUUUAGUUAUAAGAAAGCGUAUCGUGUACCAGAAUUGAAUAGCCCUGUCCAACCUCCCCUCCCCUCCCCCCAUAAAAAAGAUGGAACAUAGUGUUAUGUGGCAGCCUCAAAAAGGGCACUGCCAAAGGCCAAGACAGUCUUUUUCAUUUCA
Stylophora pistillata is the source of this 673-nucleotide messenger RNA. RefSeq lists its product as uncharacterized. NCBI's taxonomy places the organism in Eukaryota, Metazoa, Cnidaria, Anthozoa, Scleractinia, Pocilloporidae. The record is from RefSeq and is a predicted model, not a curated record.